Hyaena hyaena (striped hyena) is the source of this 1858-nucleotide messenger RNA. RefSeq names its product zinc finger protein 580 (gene ZNF580). Bases 927 to 1445 code for a protein of 172 amino acids. Gene Ontology annotation, molecular function: RNA polymerase II cis-regulatory region sequence-specific DNA binding; DNA-binding transcription activator activity, RNA polymerase II-specific. The transcript has 3 exons. Gene Ontology annotation, biological process: regulation of transcription by RNA polymerase II. The record is from RefSeq and is a predicted model, not a curated record. NCBI's taxonomy places the organism in Eukaryota, Metazoa, Chordata, Mammalia, Carnivora, Hyaenidae. Gene Ontology annotation, cellular component: nucleus.
GGGCAGGGAGCCUGGUGAGGGGAUUCCGGAGACCCAUAUUGACCCAGAGGCACAGGCUCGGCAAUCACCUUAUUCCCCGAAGGGGAGAAGGGCUUGUCACAUGGGAACGCACGCUAAUGCGGAGUGGAUGGUACACCUUGGGGAGGGAGUAGUCCAGGGAGACUUCUUGAAGGAGGCAGGGCUCAGCCUGCAGGCUGGGGCAGGACGUGAGGAUGCUGGGCACCGGGUGUGAGUGCUGUCUCUGUCACCUGGGCUGGAGAUGUGACGCAGGACUCUGGCCCUUCCUGAAGCUCGGUGGAGUGCCUGCCUCACCAGAUGACUAAGGACUUGGCAGGGCCCCGUCUAUGCUGUGAAUGGAGGUUUGAGGGACGUGGGUAAUCGGUCGCAGAUGAGGCGGGAGAGAUUGCCGAGGGCCAAGGUAUUUCUCUGAUCUCAGAAGGGGGGUGGGAAUGCCAGCCAGUGAACACGAGCAGAGGCACAAUGCUCCAAAAUGUGAAGCGUGGACUGAGGCCUGGGAUGCCAGGCACAGCCGGGGAGGGUCCAAAGCAGACGAGGUGUAAGAAGCCUCCUUCUGGAGCUGGUGAGCGGGGCUUUUAGGAGGUCAGGACACACAGGAUUCUGGAAGACCGAGGAGGACGCUCCCAGCAGAGGGAAGGGGAACAGUCUAGGCCGAGGAAAACAUGAGCCUUUGCACCCGGAGCCAGGUAUCAGUAGUGCUGAAGUUGAGAAGCUGAAGCUGGUGUAGAUAGAUGGUGCAGUUGCCCUUUACACCAGGCAUGCCCUCAGUUCACGGGUCUCCGCUCUCCCGGCUGCCUGGCUCCUUGUGAGAUCACAAGAGCAAGAAUCUCCAGGACAGUGCUGUCCCGCAGAAACAACGUGAGCCACACUAAAAAACGUGAAAAAACAAAAAAAAGCUGACACCCCAGAUGCUGCUGCUGCCGCCUCGGCCGCCGCACCCUCGGUCCUCCUCCCCAGAGGCCAUGGACCCACCGCCCCCCAAGGCUCCCCCUUUCCCCAAGACGGAAGGCCCUUCCUCCACUCCAUCCUCGGCGGCAGGGCCCCGACCCCCGCGGCUCGGCCGCCACCUGCUCAUCGACGCCAACGGGGUCCCCUACACAUACACGGUGCAGCUGGAGGAGGAGCCCCGGGGCCCGCCCCAGCGCGAGGCGGCGCCGGGAGAGCCCGGCCCGCGCAAGGGCUACAGCUGCCCGGAGUGCGCCCGUGUCUUUGCCAGCCCUCUGCGGCUGCAGAGCCACCGCGUGUCGCACUCGGACCUCAAGCCCUUCACGUGCGGCGCCUGCGGCAAAGCCUUCAAGCGCUCCAGCCACCUGUCGCGGCACCGCGCCACGCACCGCGCACGCGCGGGGCCGCCUCACACCUGCCCGCUGUGUCCGCGCCGCUUCCAGGACGCCGCCGAGCUGGCGCAGCACGUGCGUCUGCACUGAGGUCCCGACGCGGGGCCUCGCGAGCCACAGUGUCGCUCCCACACACGCUCCCUGCCUCUCUUGAGGUUACUGCCUUACCCCGGGCCUCAGUUUCUCCAUCUGUCCAAGGGGAGAAACACCAUUCCUUCCUUACCUUCCUGUCUGUCUAGCUGUGUGAUGUAGACCAAGUCGUUGCCCCUCCCUGGGCCUGGGAGCCAGUCUCGGAGCUGGGUUCCGGGCCAGCUGUGCUGUGUGAGCCUCUGCAAGUGACGCGACCUCUCUGAGGCUCGGGCUUCCCCUCCGAGGCGGUGAACGGUUUUCGGCGCGGAAGAGUUGACAAAAGAGCACGGCACGGUCUGGCUCAUUUCUGUAUCUUCCCCUUCUCACCCACAGCCCUCACCCCUUACUCAAUAAACAUUCCGCACUCCACUUUA